ACUCUGCGAUCUGAUCGCACAAAAUCUUUCGCAGUUUGCUGAUAAAUUGGCUUGGAUUUGUGGCCGAUGUCCACCGAUUGACUCUGUACUCGCCACCGCUAGAUUUCUUUCUAAAUGCCCCAAUUUCGACGACAUGAGGCCCUAACCGGCAGUCCUAGGGUUUUUUAAGUCGAUUCCGUAUUCUUUUUGGCCACAGUCGUUUGGAAGCGAUUCAAUCGAUUCGUUCGAUUUUUUGAGUUAUGUGAAUAAAGCCAGUGAGUUGUCGUCGGAUUUUGCCAUGGCCGUUCCGGAGUAUACGGGAGAGAUUGUGAUGUCGGCGAUUAACAAUGUCAGUGGGGAUUUGGGGGUUUCAAGGGUUUUCUUGAAUGCUCUGUUGCAGUAUUUUCCUCAAAUUCUUCCUUCCUAUGCACACAAAUUAGUGUCCACUCUUCUAGAUCGAUUUGAAAUUUCGGUUCCUAGUUCACCGAAGCAGCUAGUUGCGAUAACACCUGAAGCGUCAUCGUCUCAGAGUUCGCCCCUCAGUGCAAACCAUUAUCAAUCAAAUGAGAGAAACAGUCCAGGAAACGAGGUCAGCAAUGCCUCUAGUUCUUCGAGCGGUGAGGCUUCAAGGGUUACAGAUGAGAAGACCAGUGCAUUGUCGUCGAAAGGAUUGGUGAUGAAUGGGGGCAGCCUUGCGUGUAAGAGCAAUGUGGAUAUAUUUGGUGCUGGUGUUGGGUUCAAUGAUGGAGGAGGAGGCUGUUCCGCGACGUACAAGCGAGUGGUAGCCUCUUUUGAGGAAGAGCCUAUAAGGAAGCGUGACCGGACGGAACAGGGGCAGCUACUGAAAGUUGGAAUCAAUAAAAAGCUGUCGGUUUAUCAAGCUGCAACCAGGUUACAAAUCAAUAGUCUUUCAUCUGUUGAUUUGGAUGGGAAGUCAUCGAAGAGGUUGUUGCAUGGAACUUUGGCAUUGUUGAUAGAAGCUGCUGAAGCAUGUUUAUUCUCUGUCUGGCGAAAGUUGAGAAUUUGUGAUGAGCUCUUCGGCUUAUUGUUUGUGGGGAUUUCCCAAAUUGCUCUCACUCGUUGUCGUCAGCUGCUGCGUGUCUUGCUCAUUCGCUUCAAACCCCUUGUGUUAAGUACAUGUGCUCAGAGACUUGAGGCAGAUUUUCUAGGACCUCUAUUUCUUGUUGUGGCUGAAAUAUGUUCAGAUUUUGAUCCUAUUGUAUAUGUGGAACCUGCACUUUUGAAGUUAUUCCGCAAUUUGUGGUUCUAUGUCGCUCUCUUUGGGUUUGCACCUCCAAUUCAAAAAACUCUAUCUCCGAUAAAGUCAGUUUCCCGUAAUCUGAAUAGUGUAGGGAAUUUCUCUUCAAGCAGUAGGUGGGCCAUACAUGUGGAAUACUCAGUGGCUUUCUGCUGUUCAGCGUAUUUCUCAAGGGACCCCACCUCUUGUAAGUUGAUCAAUAAAAAAUCUUCCCUGAUUCUGUUCUCCGUUUGA
Messenger RNA from Ilex paraguariensis (yerba mate), 1471 nucleotides. NCBI's taxonomy places the organism in Eukaryota, Viridiplantae, Streptophyta, Magnoliopsida, Aquifoliales, Aquifoliaceae. The record is from the annotation of a GenBank genome assembly.